UCCAGUCUCCCUGGCCUCCGAGAGAAAGCACGCACGAUUCCGCCGACCACCCGGAGCUGCGGCCACGGCCGGGAUGGAUGACAUCCACGCGCUUUCGCCUGACGCGUGUCCGCCCCCUGCCCUGGCGACACUGAUCGGCGCGACUAUAAGAUGCCUCCGAGUGCCGCCCCCUACCUCUAUACAAACACGGUCCACGGGUGGAGAGAGAGGGACAAGGGAGGCAGAGUGAGACGGAGAGGGAGAGAGAGAUGGUUCAGCAGCCGGCGGCGAAGCGCAUGAAGCUGGCGGUUCCGGUCGGACUCGGCGGCGAGGCGGCAUCGCCGAGGAGCCGGAGACUGCGGCACACCCUGCUCGUGGUGCUCUUCACGGUGCGAGUGAGCGUGAGGACCACGGUGCCGGCCAGCAUCUCCCAAAUCGGCAGCAUGUUUCAGGGAUAUGUCGAUCAUGCCUUUCGCGGGUGCAAUGACAUGAUUUCUAGCAAACUGGAAACUUUGCAGGGGCUGGUUGAGAGCAAACUGGAAACUUUGCAGGGGCAGGUUGAGAGCAAACUGGAAAAUUUGCAGGGGCAGGUUGAGGGUCUCCGGCAUGAAGUGAGACAACUGACGCAACUGUGUUCCAAUCGCCGUGCUGAUCAACACACCAAAUUAGAGCCAAACCAGGAGGAUGCUGCUGCCAAUGGAUCAAACACAAGCAUUCGGCUGCGUUUUCUAAACGUUUUGAAGCCACCUAUUUACACCAAUAAGGACAUAACAGAUGAGAACAACGCAGCUAUCAAAGUUGCAGUGUUUGAAGGUGACAAGAUGAUCACAACUGGUCCGCUCUCCAAAGCGGAAAUUGAGAUCUUGGUUCUCCAUGGCAGCUUCUACAACAAAUGCCGGGACAACUGGACAGAAGAGGAGUUUGACAAGCACAUAGUGCUAGGUCGAAAUGAGCAAGGGCUUGUGCUGGGGACUGUGCGGUUGAUCAAUGGAGAGGUAGAACUCAGCCAGAUCCACUUCAAGGAAGGGUCAUGCAGGAAGAAGAUCAUCAUGGCAGCAAGAGUUUGCAAGAGCAAAAAUACCGCUGGUCGGGUUUGGGAAGCCAUCAUGGAGCCUGUGGAGGUUAAGGAUCGCAGAAAUGAACCAAACGAGAAGAGUAACCCUCCAAGAUUAUAUGAUGACGUGUAUCGCUUAGAGGAGAUUGCCAAAGAUGGAGCUUACCACAAGAGGCUUAAGGAAGCAAAUAUCUGCACAGUGCAGGACUUCUUGAAGGCCUUGAACAAGGAUUCCAACGAGCUUUUUAAAAUCCUUCAGAUGAAAAAGAAGGGCAAGUCUUGGUUCAAGAUGAUAGGGCAUGCUAGGGAGUGCAUUCUCGAAGACAGCCAUGAGCUCAAAGCGUAUCAUACUGAAGAUGGGAAUGUAGUGCUCUUCUUCAAUUGCGUGCAUGAUCUUGUUGGAGCAAGAUGUCGUGGCAAUUACAUUACAUGUGAUGAAUUUAACCCACUUCAGAAGGCUUCAGUGAAUAAGUUGAAAAAUCAUGCGUACAGCAAACUGCAGGACAUUCCAUCCAAUUAUGUAAUGAAAGGCAAUAUUCCUGAGCCAAUUUAUUCAAGCACAGGUGUUGCUGUUUGCCCAUCUGUUCUAGCUGUGGGCACAUCACAGCCAAUUUUUUAUGCUGAUCACCUUGCGGCAUAUCAAGGAACUGGACCAGCUGAAAAUAUUGCUCACGAUGCAAUCAACAAUGUAACUGGGCCAAGUUAUCCAAAUGCAAACUACUAUCCCAUGAGCACCGUUCCCCUUAAUCUAACCACACAUUUUUACCAAGAUCAAGGAAUUCCAGAGCUUGGUCAGCAGCAAAUGGUUUCGCCUUUUAUCGGGCUUGAUUGGCAACAAAAUCCCCAAGGUCCACAAGACUCUCCUGACCCAGUUGAGUUGGCGAGUAGGAUGUUUGGGGACCCUUCAGGGGCUUCAACCUCUGCUCAACUCAACCAUGAACCACCACAUCACCUUCCUCAACUCCAUCAAAUGGCGCCUGCUGCUGCACCGGCAUGGCUGACGGUGGCAGCGCAGCCCUCGUGCGCUGAGCAUGAGCAGGGACCCAGCUGGUCGACGUUUCCAGGAUCAGCUCACGGCAACAACUGCUAGUAAGCACAUAGGCCCUGCAUAAUGCAGUUUUGGGCUGUACAAAGCUAUGUUCUCUAGUAGAUAAUGUGGAGUGUUUAUCGUGUGAUGCUACCAUAGACGUUUAGUUUGUGUUACAUGUGCAUUACUAGCCAUUGGAUUAGCAUGAUGUAACUGCUGCCUGUCUGUUGUAUGUUUCCGUGUGUUUGCAAAUAUGCAGGUGACAGGUUUGCUAGUAGAAGCAGAAUUCUGGUGUUGUAAUUUUUUGAGGAAGUGUAUUUUCUCAGAAAUAUAAUUUGUACUUGAUUGAA
This is a messenger RNA of Phragmites australis (common reed), 2410 nucleotides long. RefSeq names its product calmodulin-binding protein 60 F-like. The transcript is spliced from 12 exons. Lineage: Eukaryota; Viridiplantae; Streptophyta; Magnoliopsida; Poales; Poaceae. Gene Ontology annotation, biological process: regulation of salicylic acid biosynthetic process. The record is from RefSeq and is a predicted model, not a curated record. Gene Ontology annotation, molecular function: calmodulin binding; DNA-binding transcription factor activity; sequence-specific DNA binding. Bases 249 to 2123 code for a protein of 624 amino acids. Gene Ontology annotation, cellular component: nucleus.